CAUCGAUGAACGAUAACAGUUUGUUUGGAAACUUCAAGAAAUAAACAAGUGUAAAUCUAAAAAAAAAAUCAUUUCCAUAUAAAAGUGAACAAAGAUAUUAAUUAUGAGUGGUGCAAGUGCAAUAAUGAAUUUCACUCCAUCGGAUGUAGAUCCUGAGAGGAAUAUGUCUGUUCAAGUGAACACAGAACCUCACGGUUCACAUCCGAAAGAACAAAAAUAUAAUUACAAUUUUGGCUUUCGGAAAAUUGGUGAUAAAUUAAUCGAAACUAAGGAGAACUCAUAUCAGUGGCAUAUGCCACAUAAUGUUGAAUUGAAAUUGAUUUUCACUGCUGAACCCGAACACACUUUAUCGCAUAUUGAUAUAAAAUUGGAUCAAACUUCUACUGAUCAUGAUGCAAAAAUUAUUGGCGGUGGAAUUGGUAAAAAUUAUAUUGAAGUUAUGGUAACUGCUCGGAAUACUUAUUGGUUUAAGUACGAAGCACGUGCUUUUCAACGUACAUCAUUAUUGCAUGUAUUUUUAGAUAAAACUGGUAAAUGAAGAAAAAC
Messenger RNA from Teleopsis dalmanni, 546 nucleotides. RefSeq lists its product as uncharacterized. The coding region runs from base 104 to 538 and encodes 144 amino acids. The record is from RefSeq and is a predicted model, not a curated record. The transcript is spliced from 2 exons. Lineage: Eukaryota; Metazoa; Arthropoda; Insecta; Diptera; Diopsidae.